AUGGAUUUACCAAAGUGCUGCAACAAGAAAUGCUUCAGUAUCUCAAGUGUUUAUCUUGAGGAGAAGAGCAAAUAUGCCUGUCAGAGCUGAGCACAACUGAAGUUCCUCAAGGACCAAAAAGUUUUGCUAAUCGAUCCAAAAGUUCCAAAUGAUACACUGACAGGGCUCUCACAGUGCAUCAAAUUGUUCUCCCAAUCUGUCGAUGAAGAUGACGAUGAGGAUACUAUGGAAGAGGCUAAAACUCUCAUUGCUAAAUUUGACGAAGAAAUAAGCAAACUCUGUUCAAAACUCGAGAAAUCAAGUUCUGAUGGGGCCUACCACCAUUUUAUGUCUAUUCAGGAGGAUGCCCAAGCACUUUUCGCUACUCUCAAGAAAGAAAACUUGUACAUCGAAUUUGCCACAAAAUUUGUUUUUGACCAAACCUUGCAUCAAUGUUCGGGUAAAGAACAUAGCAGCCAAAGCCAUAAGACCUCUCAACCUCAGGUAGUUAAUACUCCUAUGCAUGCAGUACAAGAUGCUUGAGGAGAGGGUACUCCUUCUUGUAACAGCCAAAGCAUUGGCCAAAUAAAAGAGAGAUUGGAAAAACUUACAGAGGAGAUUAAUAACCUUGACCCAAGUCUUGGCCAACACAAGACGACUACCUUGACAGUAAUCAACAGUAUGAAAACACUCUUGAAGCACUUUGAAGGACUCCAUGAAAAGAGAAUAAACCAACUGAAGAAUUAUGAUGAGCUAUAUAAGACCGAACUAGAGCAGAAGGACAAGCUUAUUAAGAUUCUCCAAGACGAUGCCCAGAAAGAAUCAGAUAAGCUUCAUCAGCAAUUAUAUGAAAAAGAUCAAGAGAUAGACGAGAGAAACAAAAAGAUUACUGAACUCCUAAAGACGAAAGAUGUUCCAAUGGAGCUAGAACUGGAGUGUAUGAAGGCGCAAACCUGAGAUAGCACUGCUCUUCCUCAAAUAGAAAGCUACACGAAAGGAGAAUUCAGUGAUCUCCACAACAAAAACGUGGGAUAUCCUUCAGAAGUAGAUCCUGAUUCAACUCUCACGUUAGACUUGGAUGAUAAGUCUCAUCUGAAGCUUAUCUCUGCGGCGAAGAAGAGGUUCCCUAAUAUGGAAUGCCUAAAGAUUUUCAGAUUGAGGAAUGUGAAACAAAGUAUAUUAAAGAAACUAAUCGUAAAUCACUGUCCUUUAGAAGUACAAAAGCUAAAAAUGGGAUUUGAUACUUGCCAUCGUUUUGAUUACUCGAUAUAUCUGAAAGAAAUGGGAUUGAUAAGUAAAUGUGUAACAAAGGAACUCCAGCUCUGGGAUUUUAAAUUUAAACAAGAUAACAUCGCGAAGAUAUUUGAAAACUACAAACACGUUGAAAAGAUCAAUUUUCAUUUUUGUUUGUUUGAGAUUUUUUCAAGCCCAGAUUUUAGAGACUCCCUUCAAGGAUCAAAGAUUAAAAAUAUUUGAUUCGAUUAUGUAGGAUUCCAUGUCUGGGGUGAUUGGAAAAUAGAUCCUACCCAUUUUAUUAACCUAAUCAAAGGUUUUAGCAAAUCUGAGGACUUUAAAAAAUCUAUAGAAAUGAUUGAAGCCACCAGGAGUAGCUUAUCUGAUGAAGAUUUAAAACCAAUCCUGGACAAAUACGGAUUUGAGAAUGUAGCACUGAAUACUAAAUUUGUUUCGGCAGAUUACUAAUAAAAAAUCAACUCAA
This is a messenger RNA of Moneuplotes crassus, 1696 nucleotides long. NCBI's taxonomy places the organism in Eukaryota, Ciliophora, Spirotrichea, Euplotida, Euplotidae. The record is from the annotation of a GenBank genome assembly.